UGAGUUACACACGACACGUAUCUCUCCGCUGACUCAAACGUUUGACGCUUAAGAUACAAACAUUGGAAAAACUAAAAACAGAAACAAAAUUAAAUAGAAAAAUCUCCCGCCAUCCCCAAACAUUAAUAAGCCCUCAAAAAUCAAGAAUCUCGUAUCAAAUUUUUUGGAUUUGGGAUCGAGAAGAUGGAGAUGACGGUGGUAGAUCUGAGCGCGUAUUUGGAAUCGGAGGAGGCGGGAGUGAAGGAGUUGUGCGGCGAGGUUAGUCGGAGUCUGAGAGAAACGGGAGCUCUGUUGGUAAAGGAUCCCAGAUGUACGGCGGAGGACAACGAUCGCUUCCUUGAUAUGAUGGAGAGGUACUUCGACAGUCCACCGGAGUUCAAGCGACUCCAGGAGAGGCCCCAAUUGCAUUACCAGGUUGGUGUGACACCGGAAGGCGUGGAAGUCCCCAGAAGCCUUGUUGAUGAAGAAAUGCAGGAGAAAUUGAAAGAAAUGCCCAAAGAGUCCCAGCCAUCCAUCCCCAAGGGGGCAGAUCGCAAAUGGCGAUACAUGUGGAGAGUGGGUCCUCGACCCUCGAAAACCCGCUUUCAGGAGCUUAAUGCAGAGCCUGUCGUACCCGAGCAGUUUCCUGAAUGGAAAGAUACCAUGGAUUCGUGGGGUUACAAGAUGAUUUCGGCAAUAGAGGCUGUUGCUGAAAUGGCUGCCAUUGGAUUUGGCUUGCCAAAGGAUGCAUUCACUUCUCUUAUGAAGCAGGGACCGCACCUUCUAGCUCCAACAGGAAGUGACCUUCGGCGUUAUGGCCAAGAGGGUACUGUGUUUGCCGGAUAUCAUUAUGACCUCAACUUUCUAACUAUUCACGGCAGAAGUAGAUUCCCAGGUCUGAAUAUUUGGCUUAAAAAUGGGCAAAAAGUUGAGGUGAAGGUUCCUGUAGGAUGUCUUCUCAUUCAGACUGGGAAGCAGAUAGAAUGGCUGACUGCAGGAGAUUGCAUAGCCGGAAUGCAUGAAGUUAUUGUAACAAACAGGACGAUUGAUGCAAUCAAACUAGCAACGGAGCAAAAUCGCUUACUAUGGCGAGUAUCUUCAACAUUGUUUGCACAUAUAGCAUCUGAUGCUGUGUUGAAGCCCUUAGGUCACUUUGCAGAAUCCCUGCUUGUGAGUAAAUACCCGCCCAUUUAUGCAGGAGAGUUCGUUGAACAGGAGCUUGCAGUAAUCAAUCUCAAAGGAAACAAAGAAUAAGUUUGACAACUUGUUACAUGUUGAAAUCGUAACGUAUUAUAACGAUCAGAACAACAUUGUGAAAAGGCGUUUGUGGAUGAUAUAAAUUGUAAUAAAGAAGGUUGGGUACGGUCAAUUGUGCCGUGUCAUUAUUUAUCUUUGUAUCAUGUACUGACAUUCUUUUGCUUCUCCAGCAAUUUUAGUUUUACCAUUUCAUUGCA
Molecule: messenger RNA, 1433 nt
Organism: Malus domestica (apple)
Lineage: Eukaryota; Viridiplantae; Streptophyta; Magnoliopsida; Rosales; Rosaceae
Source: RefSeq, a predicted model, not a curated record